Didymodactylos carnosus is the source of this 414-nucleotide messenger RNA. NCBI's taxonomy places the organism in Eukaryota, Metazoa, Rotifera, Eurotatoria, Philodinida, Philodinidae. The record is from the annotation of a GenBank genome assembly.
AUGGCUCUAGUGUCUUAUUUGAAUGCAUAUCGUACUCGAAAAGAACUCAAUCUAGUCAAAUUCAUUCGAUAUCGAGUGAAGAAGGAAAAACUUCUUCGUGUGAUAGAUAAGAGUGGUAUUUUUCGUAUCGGUCACAAAAAUGAUUAUGAACAGAAAGCUGAAGGUUAUCGACAAAAAACUGGUGCUUAUAUGGAACUAGAAACGAAUCCAUCACCGAUAGCAUAUGAUAAAGUCGUUCAUUUACUUAAUCAACUACGUUCAAAGAAACAUAUCGAAGCAUGGCAAUUGAAUAAAAUGAUGCCAAAGCGAGAAGAUGUGGAAUUAUUUAUUUUAAUUUAUCUCGAAAAAAUUUCGAAGAUAGGUUUUUCAGCGGAUCUUUGGAAAACCUCUUCAUAUCUCUGGAACCUCACGUAA